Drosophila suzukii is the source of this 1136-nucleotide messenger RNA. NCBI's taxonomy places the organism in Eukaryota, Metazoa, Arthropoda, Insecta, Diptera, Drosophilidae. The record is from RefSeq and is a predicted model, not a curated record.
CCGGAAAAUGUCGCGAUUGCCACAUAUCUGCGGUCUUUGUUUGCUGCUUAGAUUCUGGCAGCUUUUGGCCUUGGCCCCGUUUAUUGGUGGGUCAAAGGUCGCCCAGUGUCAGCGAUGGAUGACCUUAAGUGCGGCUUUCAGAUGGCUUCUACUCACAUCGGUGGCCCCAUAUUUGUGGCAAAGUUCGGAAAUUUAUGAGGCCACGAAUGUCAAGCUUUCGACGGUCUUCAAGACAAUUGCCUUGGCCGCCAUGACGGGGGAUUUCCUCAUUUCCCUGGCUCUCCUGGGAGCUCACCUCUUAAAUCGGAAGGAGUUAGCCGAUUUGGUGAGGCUGGCAAGAUUGCAUCGCAGGAGAAGAUUGAGCUGGUGGUCCACCUUGUUCCUCUGGCUGAAGUUGCUCCUCUCCCUCUAUGAACCUUGUAAUGUUCCCUUUCUCGAGGGAGCCGGAAGUCGUCUGCCCUGGACUCAACUAGCAGCUUUUGGAGUCCAGCUAUACGUGCAACAUGUUUCGAGCGUCUAUGCCAAUGGUAUAUUUGGGGGCAUGCUACUAAUACUGGAGUGCUACAAUCAACUGGAUCAAGAUGAACCCAUCCUGGCAAGACUUUUGCAGAAGGAACGCAGCUGGCUGAUAUUGGUCCAGAGAUUCGUGGAGGUCUUUCAGCUUGGCUUCUUUCUUCUGGUCAUUGGCAACUUUAUAAACAUUCUGGCCAACAUAUACGCCUUUAUGUCCUACUUUACGUCUCUUCAUGGGGUUCCCCUGACCAUUUCCAAUAACUGUCUGAUUAUGGCAGUCCAGCUGUAUGCUGUCGUUUUGGGCCAUCUUUGCCAGGUGAGAUCAGGUCGGUUGCGAAAAAGAUGUCGAAUGGAAUAUCUGCCGGAAGGCUGACUCGGGAACAGGUGGGUGAACCUGACACCAUUUCCUUUGGUCUCACCCACUGGCAGUGUCAAGUUUUGUAUUUUAGGCCUUUUUACCUUGGACAACUCGUUUUGGCUUUUCCUGGUCUCAUACGCCAUGAAUUUUAUUGUGCUUAUCCUGCAGUUCAGCCUUGAGAAUAUGAAACAAGCUUAGACCUAAGACAGAAAAUAGGAGGAACGUACUUAAACUGAUCUCAAAUAUCUAUCUCAUUUAAAUUAAA